AAGAAGCGCUGGUAGAAAUGCUCCGAUCACUUCUCCGAUCGGUCGCCGCUUCCCAACCGCAGUCCAACCUCGCAAAGAUACUACUCCCAACCGCCAGCCCAGCUCAGUUCACAGCUUCUAGAAGCUUCGCCUCAAAAAAGUCAAAAUCAAAUGCAGGUGCAGCCCAAGCAAAGAAAAAAGGUGGUGGUAAAAAAGAUGGCCCCGAUGAAAAAGUCAGGCCGGAGGAUGUCCUAGUUACUCCCACCGAAGAAUUGGUCGCCGAAAUAGAAGAAGAACACCGCCGCCGCCUGGCCCAGAACGCCGGCAACAAAGCCCUCGACGUGGGCCCCAAUGGCCGUCCGUUGUUCACAUCCACUCCGUCGCUUUCGGAGCUCACCCGUAAAGAUGCGUGCCAUUAUAUGGAAUUCAGCAAGGAGGAGCUAGAAAGAGUGUUGCCGGAGGGAUUCCCGCCGGGCAUGGGGAAGGAGUUCGAGGAAACAAUGCGACACGCGUUGCUGAUUCGGCAGAGUUUUCUGGACCUGCGAGAUAAUUUCAGAAGGGCUGUUGAUCCUCCCAUGUAUCCCACUGCUAAAAUCCUACAAACUAGGAGGAAAAUUGUAUUGGAUGGGCAUCGAAGUUGUGGGAAGAGUAUAGCGCUUGCAAUGCUUGUUCAUUGGGCUCGUGAUGAAGGAUGGUUGGUUCUCUAUGUUCCCAAAGGACGAGAAUGGACUCAUGGAGGAUUCUUUUAUAGAAAUCCUCGAACAGGUUUAUGGGACACCCCUGUGCAGGCAGCAAAUGUUCUUCAGGAUUUUAUGAAGUAUAACCAAACACCUUUGCAAGAACUGCACUGCAAACUAACCGAGCCUAUCCCAUUGGGGGAGGGUGCUGGUGUUGGAUGGGCGAAGGGUGCUGACACAAUGACAGUGCCUGAAGGAUCCACACUAUAUGACCUAGUUCAGUCUGGGAUCAAACACACACAUGCUUCUGUUGGAGCACUAGUUCGUUUAAGGGAAGAGUUAUUGCUUGUAGAAAAAUAUCCUGUACUUUUUGCAAUUGAUCAGUAUAACAGUUGGUUCACGUUUAGUGAGUAUGAGGAACCGGUUACUGUUCGUUCUUGCCGUCCAAUUCACGCUAGAGAGCUCACAACUGUGAAUGCAUUUAGGUCUAUGAUGCACAAGGAUCUGAUGAUGGUUGGUGCUCUCUCUCAUUCAACUGCAGUAGGAAAACUACGCAAGGACUUACCAGAUGUUCCACCAAAUGCUAGGAUCAACUUCCCUCGCUACAACUUCGAUGAAGCUGCUACUGUUUGUCAUUAUUAUGUUAGGCAACAACUUGUAAAUCGAGAUGCUUUUUCGGAGGACAACUGGAAGAAGAUAUACUAUCUUGCCAAUGGCAAUGGAUCAGAGAUAAGACAGUUAAUGCCUUUCAUGAGAUGACCACAGAAAACAUUUUGUGCAACUUCUUGUGGUUCAGCAGAGUCCACUCUUUCACGCUCUUGAUUUUGGUGAUUCUGUUCAAUGGCUGCUUUGCUGAUGUUUUCAUCAUACAAUUUUGACAAAGUUGGUGCUUCUCUGUUUUUAUUGGUUCGACUGGGGGAAUGUUUUUUAGCUUUCCCUUAUCUUUGAUCAGUUGGAAAUAGGUUUCGGAUCUUCCUUCUUGUUACAAAUUGAGAACAGUGCUGCCUGCCCAUAACUUUUUAGCAUCCUUUCAAGGAUAUCCGUCUUAGCCCUAUUUACUUUGUUUUCCAGUCCUUGUCAUAAAAUAUACAUAUGUGACAUGUCGCUGUAGGAGAACUACUUUUUGUUUAAUUUUCAUUUAAAUUGUUUCAAUUGCAAGAC
Coffea eugenioides is the source of this 1817-nucleotide messenger RNA. RefSeq lists its product as uncharacterized. Gene Ontology annotation, molecular function: structural constituent of ribosome. Bases 18 to 1415 code for a protein of 465 amino acids. Lineage: Eukaryota; Viridiplantae; Streptophyta; Magnoliopsida; Gentianales; Rubiaceae. The record is from RefSeq and is a predicted model, not a curated record. The transcript is spliced from 7 exons. Gene Ontology annotation, cellular component: mitochondrial small ribosomal subunit.